This is a messenger RNA of Dermacentor andersoni, 2617 nucleotides long. Its product is annotated as disintegrin and metalloproteinase domain-containing protein 10-like. The record is from RefSeq and is a predicted model, not a curated record. Gene Ontology annotation, biological process: membrane protein ectodomain proteolysis; Notch signaling pathway. Lineage: Eukaryota; Metazoa; Arthropoda; Arachnida; Ixodida; Ixodidae. Gene Ontology annotation, molecular function: metalloendopeptidase activity. Gene Ontology annotation, cellular component: plasma membrane.
AUUUACUUCAGUCAAUUCCUUGCGUCACGUGGAUGGCCUGGGCAUGUGUGGUUCGAAAAUCUUGUUGCCAAAACGAUGUCCGACGCCGACACCGGGUUUCCUGCGACACAGGCUCCUUAAAGGGACACUAAAGGUUAAUAUUAAGUCAACGUGGACUGUUGAAAUACAAUCCCAGAAGCCUCGAAACGCUUGUUUCGUGCGAAGAAGAGACUUAUUUUAAGAGAAGAUGUGUUCUGAAGCGUCCGCGUGCCUCUAGCGCAGAUCGUACCUCUAGCGCAGAUUCGUAAUCUACCAUGCUUUAAUGCUGCGCGCCCGCUACUUCCAGGUCACGACAUGCAUGCGUGUUAUCAGCGGGACAUAGCAUUCUUGACAAGAAACUAGUGCGCAGAGUUUUCAACCAAGGAAGCGGAAGUCAGACAAAUGACGAUUAUUGUUUCGGAAUAUACGCUGCGCAGGGUGUAAAGUUGUUUUUUUUUUUUUUUUUUAGAGUGCGGCGCACAGUAACGGUGUCAUUUUCGGCGGCCUCCUACAAGUGCACUUUAUCAAUCCAACUUGACACACAUGUUCAACUUCGCAUCGUGUGACAACGGGGCGUUCCCUUACGCGCGGUGGCAUCGCAGGGAGUUCCGUCUGCAGUUGACGCAGGAUCGGUCCGCCUUCUCGGAAGACUUCUCCCUGGUGACGAGCAGAGGGCGUGUCCAGGCCAGCCUCGACCACAUAUAUUCCGGACACGUAGCAGGCGCCCCCGGCAGCCGCGUGGUGGGCGCCAUGAUGGACGGAGUGUUCAGCGGGCGCAUCUCGCUGACGCCGGGCGACGACGACGGGGACUUCUACGUGGAGCGUGCCGGCCCUUACCUGUCCUCGUCCUCCUCCCCGACGGCUCUCUUUCACUCGCUCAUCUACGCCGCGAGGGACGUGAGCUUCGACGGCGCCGGAUGCGGAGUGCACGGACACGAGCAGGACAGCCUGGACGACGCUCGACGGCGACAUCGGCCCGCAUCUGCCGGAACCCAGGUGCCGCAGGCACGCCGCACCAACGGCAGCGCCCUCGGUCACGUGCCGCCCGAGGCCGAACCCCGGUGGUCCAACCGGAGGAUGGUCGUCGGCGCCGGAGAUCUGCGGGGCGGUGCGCACUGGCAACUGCGCAGCGGCGUACAGAGGGUGUGCAACCUGGAGAUCAAAGUGGACCACACCUUCUACGGGAUGGUGUCUUCGGAUCUCAACGGCGACGCGACCAAAGUGCGCGCCUCCAUCACGGAGAUGGUGUUCACGCACGUGGCGUCAGCCACUGAAAUCUUCGGGCGCACAAACUUCCACGGCAUCACAGACAUCUCGUUCGUCGUGCAACGCUUGCAGAUCAACGAUUCCAGCCACUGCGAAGGCUCGGUACGGGACACGAACCCAUACUGCGGCGACACGCUGGACGCGGCGCACACGCUGGCCGAACUGUCCAAAAGCAACCACAACAUGUACUGCCUGUCGUACCUGUGGACGUACCGCGACUUUCCCAAGGGCACGCUGGGCCUCGCCUACGUCGCUGAGGUCAACGAGCUCCACGGUCCCUUCUGCGGCAACUCUAUACGGGAAGAGGACGAAGAAUGCGACUGUGGGUUCGACUGGCACGAGUGCCGCGAGAUGUGCUGCUACCCGCGCGAGCAUGGCCAGCUAAACCGCAAGGGCUGCACGCUGCGACCAAACGCCAAGUGCAGCCCGUCGAACAGUGCCUGCUGCAGCGACUCCUGCCAGUACCACAACUCUACCUGGGUCUGCAGGAACGACGACGACUGCCAGUUCGAGGCCUACUGCGACGGUUCGGGUGGCAAGUGCCCUCCUUCUGAGAACAAGCGCGACGGCGUUCUGUGCAACCACCGCAGCCAGGUGUGUCGGGCCGGCGAAUGUACGGGCUCCCUGUGUCACCUGCACGACCUGGAGGAGUGCUACCUCACCGGAUCGCAGCGCACGCCGGACGAACUGUGCCUCGUCGCCUGCCGGGAGAAUGUGACCGGCAGCGCGUGCAUGGAGGCGUGUCGCUUCGAGCGCAUGAAGGACUUCUGCAACAAGAAGAUGGAGCCGGGAGCGCCGUGCGACAAUAUGCGCGGCUAUUGCGACGUCUUCCAGCGGUGCCGCCUGGUGGACGCCGAGGGUCCCCUCGCCCGUCUACACUGGCUUGUGUUUGGCGGGCGGGGCCUGAAGAAUUUGCUCGUGCGCUACUGGUACUUCACCCUGAUGGCCGUGAUUGCGUGUGGCGGGGUCACGGCUCUGCUUGUGAAGCUGUGCGCCGUACACACACCGAGCAGCAACCCGCUCCUCAAACGACCACACAAGGUCGUCGACACCGUGCGGAGACCAAUGAGCUUGCUGCGCACGUGACGCACCCGACCGCGAGCUCAUUGGCUGCAGCUGUGAUUGUUCCACACCUGUGCGUGGAACGACGAAGUUGCGGGCACUCCUUGAAGAUAGGCCGUCACGCUGUCAUGGCAACUACAGGAUGUGCGAACAACGAUGGCACCAGAAACUAUUUGUCGCGGAACAUGACUCCGAUACACAUAAACCAAAGACAAUAGCUUCAGCUCGAUUUCAGAAUUAACUAUUUGAAUUAAAUUAUGGGUUUUACGUG